Babesia ovata is the source of this 2661-nucleotide messenger RNA. Its product is annotated as DNA repair protein. Gene Ontology annotation, molecular function: DNA translocase activity; ATP-dependent chromatin remodeler activity; ATP binding. The record is from RefSeq and is a predicted model, not a curated record. Gene Ontology annotation, cellular component: nucleus. NCBI's taxonomy places the organism in Eukaryota, Apicomplexa, Aconoidasida, Piroplasmida, Babesiidae. The coding region runs from base 1 to 2661 and encodes 886 amino acids. Gene Ontology annotation, biological process: double-strand break repair via synthesis-dependent strand annealing; reciprocal meiotic recombination. The transcript is spliced from 4 exons.
AUGCCUGAUCCGCGCGCCGCUGCUGUCGCUACUCAGCGUCGACGAGGGGCCGGUCACGCUAUUCCAGCCGUUCAAGAGUCCUCUGCAGGGGCACUUGCCAGGAUCCGGAGCUUAGGAAGGCCGUUCACGCCGAGCGGCGCCGAAAUUGGCGUCUAUAAGAAGGAAGAUGAGGAUCCAGAAGCGGGAUUGCCGCCAGCUAAUCCUCUGGUGCUGUAUACAUCUCCGGAGGAUGCCGAAGUCCAGGUCACCAUCGAGGUCGACCCUAUGUUGUCGAGAUUCCUCAGGGAUCACCAGCGCCAGGGUGUGCAGUUCAUCUUCGACUGCCUCAUGGGGCUCAAGGAGUUCGACGGGCAGGGUUGUAUCCUGGCCGAUGAUAUGGGUCUCGGUAAAACUCUGCAGAGCAUCACUGUUAUGUGGACGCUGCUUAAACAGGGGUUCAACGGCAGGCCAGCGGCGCGGAAAUGUGUUAUUGUCUGCCCUGCGAGUUUGGUGAACAACUGGGAGAGCGAAAUCAACAAGUGGCUCAAGGGCAAGUGCCCCUGUACCGCCGUUGCAGACGGCGCAAGGGAGAAGGUCAUCUCUAAGUUCACAGGGUUCAAGUACGACAGGCGUUCCAACGUCCUGAUCUCCUCGUAUGAAACAUUCAGGGGGCACAUGAGCAGAUUGGAAGGAGUGCCCAUCGACCUCGUCAUAUGUGAUGAGGCGCACAGGCUGAAGAACGACAAAACACUCACGGCAGUCGCUAUACAAAAGAUACCAGCUAAGAUGAGGCUCAUGCUCAGUGGUACGCCAAUUCAAAACGACCUCAACGAGUUCUACGCACUUAUUUCCUUAUGCAACCCCAACGUUUUAGGAGAUGUGACCGAAUUCAGGAAGAAGUACGCAAACCCUAUCAUCUUAGGAAGGGAGCCCGACGCCACCAAGGAGCAGCAGAACCUCGCGGCAGAAAGACUCGCGGAACUGUCAUACAUCACCAACCAGUUCGUGCUGAGGCGUACAAACACGCUGCUGUCCAAGGUGCUGCCGCCCAAAAUCAACAUGAACGUCUUCUGCAACCUCACCGAAACGCAGCAGGUUCUAUACAAGGCGUUCGCGAACUCGGCUACCUGCAGAAAGCUCGUCAACAGCGAUGAGCCCGUAAUGGCGAAAACGCUCGGGGCCAUCCUGAACUUCAUGAAGCUCUGCAACCACCCGUGUCUCAUAAAACCUGGUAGCUCCAUGAAAUCUACAGCUGCCGACGAGACACUACAGAAAAUUCAUGCAACAUGCCCGUGGAACGCAAGCAAUCGCUCCUGCUACCCUGAACUGUCCGCGAAGACGCUUCUUCUCUUCAGGCUGCUACACAAUAUCAGGGCUACAACCAACGAUCGCAUUGUCAUCAUUAGCAACUACACGCAAACUAUUGAUGUAUUUGAAAGAUUGUGCAAGCAAUGCAACUACCCUUGUGUCAGGCUGGACGGUACGCUCGCCAUCAAGAAGAGGCACAAGCUGGUCACCACCUUCAACGACCCAACUUCUCACAGCUUCGCUUUUCUGCUGAGUUCGAAGGCCGGUGGUUGUGGUAUUAACCUCAUUGGGGCGAACCGGCUGGUGCUGUUCGAUCCCGACUGGAAUCCCGCGAACGACAAGCAGGCACUUGCCCGUGUCUGGCGUGACGGCCAGCGCAAAACAUGCUACAUCUACAGGUUCUUUAGUACCGGCACCAUCGAAGAGAAGAUCUACCAGCGACAAAUCUGCAAAGAUGGACUCAGUGCUAUGCUUGUCACUGACGGUGCCAACGAGCUGAAGGACGCCCUCAGCGGAGAGUGCCUUAGAAACCUGUUCGACUAUAAGAACGCAACGGUUUCUGAUACGCACGACUCCAUUUCCUGUGAGCGUUGCACGGAGGGUGUCGGCUACGUCCCACAGACACCCGACUUCGUGGAGGAUGACUUGCUCACAUGGGCCCACCACACGGACCUGCAGACGGUGCCCGACCCCUGCCUCAAGCGCGCCAUAUUUGACAACAACCCGCCCACCGACAUGCCGGAGGGAUAUAAACCCGUGUCAUUCGUCAUGAGCUGCUUGGUCGAGUUCAAGGACGUGCCGCCACCUAAGAAACCGGAGCAGCCGGCACCACCUCCAAAGGUUGAAGACAAACCUGAGGUUAAGGCAGCUGUCGUGAAGAAGGAGGAGGCAAACACGAACGAAAAGACUGAGGCGACAGAAACGACUCCAGUUCAAAAUGGUAGGAGGGGUAGGAAGCGUAAGGCGGACGAAGUUAAGGAGGAACCUCAACUGCCGGAUGCAGGUGCUGAUCGCAAAGAAGAAAUUGCAGAACCAAUAGGCAUGGCUACUAGAUCAAGGAGAGGCAGGCCCAGGAAGAAUUCUGCCGACACCACUGCCCAAGUCGUAGCCGAAACUCCGAAAUCAAAACGCAAGAGGGCGGCCGAGCCAGUGAAAUCAGAUCGCGUGACCCGUUCAAGUCCCAGAAAAGCCGCCUCGGAGGCAGAUAACACAGAUCGCAAGAACACGGCGUCGACCGAGUGCGAGGAUGGAGACGUGGCCGAGGAAGGGGACCUCACCGAAGGGUUCAUCACGGAAGACGACGAGACGGAAGAGGUGGCGGAUGACGAAGUUACAGAGGACGAGCUCACCGACAUGGAAGAUGAUUCCGAGUGA